Messenger RNA from Trichophyton rubrum CBS 118892, 939 nucleotides. RefSeq names its product glucose-6-phosphate 1-epimerase. NCBI's taxonomy places the organism in Eukaryota, Fungi, Ascomycota, Eurotiomycetes, Onygenales, Arthrodermataceae. The coding region runs from base 1 to 939 and encodes 312 amino acids. Gene Ontology annotation, biological process: carbohydrate metabolic process. The record is from RefSeq and is a predicted model, not a curated record. The transcript is spliced from 3 exons. Gene Ontology annotation, molecular function: carbohydrate binding; isomerase activity.
AUGGAGCGUUCAAAAAAGCCGACGGCCAUCCCCGUAUCCUCCUCUGCGCCAGGACCCAGCGUCUUCGUCCUCGAGAACCGCGUUGAAGCAUCGCUGGCAACGGGAGAAUCUAUUACUGUCAACCUGUUUGGAGCUACAGUAACAUCGUGGAAACUCGCCGACGGGUCAGAGCAGCUUUUCCUCAGCGAAGGAGCUCAUCUAGACGGCUCCAAGCCCAUCCGCGGUGGCAUCCCCCUAGUCUUCCCAGUGUUUGGCCCCCCUCCAAAGGAACAUGCGACUUCCGCGCUGCCGCAGCAUGGCUUUGCCCGGAAUGCCUACUGGGAAUUUCUAGGCAAAUCUACCUCGGAAACCGAAGGAGAUGCCAGUGUCAAGCUUGACUUUGGCCUGUCAAAGGGUAUGCUGAGUGACAAGUUCCAGAAGGAAUGGCCGUUCGAGUUUGGCCUGGUGUACAGCGUCACCCUAAGCCCUCGGAGCUUGAUCACUUCGCUGCAGGUCCAGAACAAGGGAACGACCGCCUUUGAGUUCCAAUCUCUGCUGCAUACUUACUUCAGAGUAGAUGACAUCUCAAAGACAUGCAUUGCAGGCCUUCAGUCCAAGUCGUAUGUCGACAAAGUCCGCGGUGCAUCCACGUUCACUGAAGAGUCCGAUGCCAUUGCCAUCUCCUCCGAGGUAGACCGCGUCUACCAGUCUCUCGAUCCCGCCACGCCUGUCGUAGUCACCUCUUCGGACAAGCCGGUCUUCUCCAUCACCCGAGAAGCGUUGACGGACAUGGUCGUCUGGAACCCGUGGGUCGAGAAGGCUAAGGGAAUGGCCGACUUCACUCCGGACGAAGCCUACAAGAACAUGGUCUGCGUCGAGGCGGGAUCCGUAUCUGGAUGGCAGACUCUAGAGCCGGGUGACAUGUGGGAAGGAGGGCAGACGAUUCGGUGUCGGCUGUGA